CUGCAUUUUGGGCUCUCUAUACUACAACCUUCUCUGGAUGAUCCUUCCCUUUCAAAGCUCCUCUUUUUAACGAAGACAUCACACCCUAGCAGCUUCUUCAAUCUUCAUGCUUGCUCUGUAAAAGAACUCCAAAGAAAAAAUCGCUGCUUGUGGGAGGUAUUCUGUUUCCUGGUCUUUUUCUUCCUUUUCUUUUCAGCAUCUUCAAUUGCUUAUUCAAUCUGAUUACGUGCUUGUGUCGAGUCCUCCUUUUCAGUUCUUGCCUUGUUUGAUUCAUCAUAUUUGAUUUAAUUUCGUUUCUUUAGAUCCUCUGCAACAACAUUAGGGUUUCUUCAUAAUCCGAUUUCAGUAGUAUAUGGAUACCCUUCUUCCAGAUUCCAUUAAAAAUUCCGUAUUUGAUCAAGGCUUAGUUUCCAUGUGUUCAAUUCGUAAUCUUGUUAAUGGGUUCAAGAUCAAUAAUGAUGUCGUCGAUCCUCAUCAUCUGCCUUCGAUUCCGACCAAUUCACCAUCCUCCGAUUCCAGCUUGGAGGGAGAUUCUUCGGAAAACAGUGAUGUCUCUAAUAACUAUAACAAUGCUGUUCUCAAGUACAUAAGCGAUAUUCUUCUGGAAGAAGAUUUACAGGGGAAGACCUGUAUGUUGCAGGACUGUUUGGCACUUCAAGCUACAGAAAAAUCUUUCUACGAUGCCCUUGGACAGAAAUACACUCCUUCUCUGACUCAAUUUACUUCUCCUUGCAGUGACAACCUUGACAGCCCAGAUGGUAAUUCAAGCAGUAUUGGCAGCACUAGCAACUAUACCAUUGCUGAAAAAUUUGAAUUCUCGAAUGUGCUGUCUUCUCACAUCGACUCUCCUGAGAGUUCUUUUAUCAGACCAGACAUAUUUAGUGAGGUGAAGUCCUUUGGUGAUUCUUUCACUUUUGCUUCAAAAAAGAGUAGCUCAUGGAAGCCUUUGAUGGAAAACGAAGCACUGAUCACAAAUGAAAGAAACAUUUCUGAAUCGAGGCGAAAAAAGAAUCAUGACCGCGAGGAUAGUGAUCAUUUAGUACAGGAGAGGAGUCGCAAGCAUUCUGCGGUAUCUCUUGAAGAAUCUGAAGAAUCUGAGCUAACUGAUAUUUUUGAUAAGGUAUUGCUGUGUCAGGGUGAAUCCAACAAGAGUGCACCCUCUGCUCUUCAAAGCUUAUCACAAGAUGAUGAAGCAAAAGGGAUGUUGCAGCAAACAAAAGGGUCUAGUGGUCGAAGGCGUUCGAGGAAACAAGGCAAUGACAAGGAAGUGGUGGACCUGUGGACUCUUCUCAACCAGUGUGCACAAGCUGUGGCUAGUUACGACCAAAGGAAUGCAGUUGAGUUAAUAAAGCAGAUAAGGCAACACUCUUCUGCUAUGGGUGAUGGAAACCAGAGAUUGGCUCAUUACUUUGUUGACGGACUUGAGGCACGCCUUUCCUUCAUUGGCACACCAUUGUAUUCCCCCUUGGUGGAGAAUAGUGUAUCAGCCGCUGAAAUCCUAAAAGCUUAUCAGAUGUAUGUGGAGGCUUGCCCCUUCGGAAGAAUGUCAUAUGUUUUCGCUAACAAAACGAUUAGUAAACUAGCAGAGAAAGCAACAAAGCUACACAUUAUAGAUUUUGGUGUUGCCUAUGGUUUUCAAUGGCCUUGCCUCAUCGAAGGUCUCUCAAAGAGGCCCGGUGGACCUCCUAACCUUUGCAUUACCGGAAUUGAGCUUCCCCAACUAGGUUUUAGGCCAGCAGAGAGGGUUGAAGAGACAGGGCGCCGCUUGAAGAAAUACUGUGAGAGAUUCGAUGUCCCAUUUGAGUACAAGGUCAUUGCACAGAAAUGGGAGACGAUCAAAUACGAGGAUCUAAAGAUUGGCAGCGAUGAGAUGAUUGUUGUCAACAGUUUGUACCGGUUAAAGAACAUACCUGAUGACACCGUUGCAGUGAAUAGCCCGAGAGAGACUGUUCUGAAGUUGAUUAAGAGAAUUAAUCCUGAUAUUUUCAUCCACGGUGCUGCUAAUGGGACAUAUAAUUCUCCCUUCUUUGUCACAAGGUUCCGCGAAGCACUCUUCCAUUACUCUGCACUGUUUGAUAUGUUUGAUGCUACUAUACCUCGUGACAAUCAUCUGAGAAUGUUGUUUGAGAAAGGAAUAUGGGGAAGUAUGGUCAUGAAUGUCAUAGCAUGUGAAGGCACUGAGAGAAUUGAAAGUCCAGAGCCAUACAAGCAGUGGCAAGUGAAGAAUUUGAGGACAGGCUUCACGCAGCUUCCAUUAGAUCAGGAGAUCUUGGAAAAAGUGAAGUCCAUGGUGAAAUCAGAAUAUCACAAGGAUUUUGUCGUUCAGGAGGAUGGCCAAUGGAUGCUGCAGGGAUGGAAAGGGAGAAUAAGCUUUGCUCUUUCAUGCUGGAAACCUGUCCAGGAUUAACAGAAGUACCACUUGGUUAACUAUAAGAAGUUGCGCUAGGAAGGCUUCAUUUGUUUUUUGAUUUGUUGGCGAUAUUAAUGUAGUUUCUGGUUUGUGGGUAUCUCUUUUGUAUGACUACAUAGGUUUGGGUGUUUGGAAAUUGUUAGUGAAUUGCUUAAGGUCACACAAAAGCGAUCAUCUGAAACAUGCAUAUGCAAAGCUUGUUCUGGUUCUAAA
Messenger RNA from Tripterygium wilfordii, 2623 nucleotides. RefSeq names its product scarecrow-like protein 30. The transcript has a single exon. Gene Ontology annotation, molecular function: DNA-binding transcription factor activity; sequence-specific DNA binding. Gene Ontology annotation, biological process: regulation of DNA-templated transcription. Gene Ontology annotation, cellular component: nucleus. The record is from RefSeq and is a predicted model, not a curated record. Lineage: Eukaryota; Viridiplantae; Streptophyta; Magnoliopsida; Celastrales; Celastraceae. The coding region runs from base 353 to 2407 and encodes 684 amino acids.